GAAUCAGCAGCAAAGAUGCCGCUGUACGAGGGGUUGGGCAGCGGCGGAGAGAAGACGGCGGUCGUCAUAGACUUGGGGGAAGCAUUUACUAAAUGUGGAUUUGCUGGGGAAACAGGGCCACGAUGCAUUAUUCGUAGUGAGAUAAGAAAGCCUGGCAUCUCUGAGCCUAUAAAAGUUGUCCAGUACCAUAUUAAUACAGAAGAAUUGUAUUCAUAUCUAAUUGAAUUUAUUCACAUGCUUUAUUUCAGGCACCUUUUGGUGAAUCCCAGAGAUCGCCGUGUUGUUUUGAUAGAAUCUGUGCUGUCUCCGUCUCACUUCAGGGAAACACUCACACGUGUUCUUUUCAAGUAUUUUGAGGUUCCCUCAGUGCUCUUUGCUCCAAGCCAUCUCAUGUCUCUUCUAACCCUUGGAAUAAACUCAGCCAUGGUUUUGGACUGUGGAUAUGCAGAAAGCUUAGUGCUACCUAUAUAUGAAGGAAUUCCAAUCCUUAGCUGCUGGGGAGCUCUUCCCUUCGGAGGCAAAGCGAUUCACAAAGAGCUGGAAUCACAGUUGUUGGAGGAGUGCACAGCCAAUACAGGAACAGCCAAGGACCAGAGUUUGCCAUCUGUAAUGAGCAGUAUUUCAGAAGAAAUAGUGGAGGACAUUAAAGUGCGCAUCUGCUUUGUGAGUGACCUCCAGAGAGGACUAAAACUUCAAGCAGCAAAAUUUAAUUUGGAUGGCACUGCUGAGCGCCCCGUGCCACCACCUGAUGUUGACUAUCCUUUGGAUGGACAAAAGAUUUUGCAUGUUAAAGGUUCUAUAAGGGAUUCUGUUGCAGAACUGCUUUUCGAGCAGGACAAUGAAGAGAAGUCUGUUGCUUCCUUAAUACUGGAUUCACUUGUUCAGUGCCCAAUAGAUACAAGGAAACAGCUGGCUGAAAAUCUGGUAAUUAUAGGCGGUACUGCUAUGUUGCCUGGAUUCCUUCACCGACUUAUGGCAGAGAUACACUACUUGGUGGAAAAGCCAAAAUACAAAGAAACUCUGGCUACCAAGAUCUUUAAAGUUCACACUCCCCCUGCAAAGCCAAACUGUGUGGCAUGGCUUGGAGGGGCGAUUUUUGGAGCUCUUCAAGAUAUCCUGGGGAGCAGAUCUGUGUCUAAAGAAUAUUAUAACCAGACUGGACGUAUACCGGAUUGGUGUUGCCUGAAUAAUCCACCUCUUGAGAUAAUUUUUGAUGUUACCAAGUCUGGACCCCCAAUGAUGAAAAGAGCUUUUUCUACUGAGAAGUAAAUGCUUUGCCUUGCCUCGCCAAACCUUGCUUUGCUUGAAGAUGCGAUUCUUCUGAAAGACUGAUAUUUAUUACACAUAACAAACCUGAAAUUGUUCUAACUGUAAAGCCUUGGGUUUAAUGUUGCCUUUUUUUAAAUUUGUUUUACCUCUGUAGCAAAUUUUAGGAAAUCGUCAAAUGAUCCUUGUAAGCCAAGAAUGUCCAGUCUACCUUACAAAUUUCCUUCUCAACCAGCUAAGGAGGAUGGGAAUUGUGGUGGAAGGACAGCUGGAGGGAUGCAGCUAGUAUUCCCUCUUACAUUUGUGUAGGUUGUGGACAAACCUAUUAUUUUGUGCAUAUUAUUAAAGCAAUGUGCAGAAUGUCUGCAUUGUAAUGGACCUAAAUAUCAUAUUGGCAUGGAAACCCUCAGAGCAUAUUAUACUGUUAGUUUAAUGUAACGGUGCCUGGGUAUUUAACAUAUUGACACAUAUUUUAAAGGAAACACUGGCAACAACACGGACAUCUCUAUUGUAAACAUUCCUUCUUAUCAAACACUAACCCAAAUACACUUGAUAAAUAAUAUUAAUAUAUGUAUAUAUCAUCCCAUGUUUUGCAAUUCAGUCACAAUAAACUCCAGAGCAGCGCACAA
Xenopus laevis (African clawed frog) is the source of this 1895-nucleotide messenger RNA. It is a transcript of the gene actr10.L, whose product is annotated as actin-related protein 10 homolog L homeolog. Gene Ontology annotation, biological process: cytoskeleton organization. Lineage: Eukaryota; Metazoa; Chordata; Amphibia; Anura; Pipidae. The record is from RefSeq and is marked provisional. Gene Ontology annotation, cellular component: axon cytoplasm; cytoskeleton.